Molecule: messenger RNA, 2651 nt
Organism: Elaeis guineensis (African oil palm)
Lineage: Eukaryota; Viridiplantae; Streptophyta; Magnoliopsida; Arecales; Arecaceae
Source: RefSeq, a predicted model, not a curated record
CUAUUUUUGUCCGAGGGGCGAGGAGUCGGCCGAGAGGCAUAAAAUCCCAGCUCCGUCUCGGGGUUCUACAUCCGCCAACCAUCCAAUUCCAGGUUCCUCCUGUUUAUUCUUCGAAUUCGAUUGUGUGCGAGGGUUUUCGGGUGCCUUAUUGGUGUGGUUCCGGCGAAUUCUAGGGUUCCGUCGGUGGUGGUUCGGCGGGGGCGGAGAGAGAGAGAGAGAGCUAGGGUUCGUGGGAUGUGACAAUGCCCGCCACCGAAUACCAGGGAUCAUCGACGCCGUUCUCGUCGAUUGGCCGUUCGAUCUUGAGCACACGGCGGGAGCAGAUUCACGCUAUGGACGCCGGCCACCACCACGACGCCGGCCUGGACCAGGAUCUGGACGCCUUCCAGCGCCGCAUCGCCGCCCUAUUCCACGACCUCUCCGCCUCCGCCGGUGAUGACCUUCUGUCCCUUGCCUGGGUCCGGAAGCUUUUGGAUACCUUCCUCGUGUGCCAGGAGGAGUUCCGCGUGGUCCUCUUCAACCACCGCGCCGCCUUCGGUCGGCCGCCGCUCGAUCGGAUGAUCGCUGACUUCUUCGAGCGCGGCGUCAAGGCUCUCGACGUCUGCAACGCGAUCCGCGACGGGGUUGAGCAGCUCCGUCAGUGGCGGAAGCAUUUGGAGAUCGUUCUCGUCGCGCUCGCCGACCCACGGAAGCAGCGGCGCGGUGCCCUCGGAGAGGGCCAGCUCCGGCGGGCACAGAAGGCCCUCACCGACCUCACCCUUCUCAUGCUCGACGAGAAGGACGCCACCGGCUCCGUCCUCUCCCACCGCAACCGUUCCUUCGGCCGCAGCAGCGGCUCCUCUAGCCGCGACCCCCAUCACUACCGCCGCUCCUCCGGUGGCCACUUCCGCUCCCUUUCCUGGAGCGUCUCCCGGUCAUGGUCCGCCGCCCGCCAGCUCCAGGCGAUCGGGAACAACCUUGCCGCCCCCCGCGGCCACGAGGUCGUGGCCACCGGCGGCCUUGUGGUAGCUGUCUUCACCAUGAGCUCGGUGCUCCUCUUCGUUAUGUGGGCGCUUGUUGCCGCAAUCCCCUGCCAGGACCGUGGCCUUGGAAUCCACCUCUCCAUCCCCCGGAGCUACCCGUGGGCGGCCCCCAUCCUGUCGCUUCACGAACGGAUUGUUGAGGAGUCCAAGAAAAAGGAACGGAAGAAUUCGAGCGGGCUAUUGAAGGAAAUCCACCGGAUGGAGAAGUGCGCUCACCACCUGACGGAAUUAAUGGAUUCAAUCCAGUUUCCAGUGAUGGAGGAGAAGGAGGCAGAGGUAAGACAGGGGGUGGAGGAGCUGGGCCGGGUUUGCCAGUCCAUGGACGGAGGCCUGGACCCCCUGGAACGCCAGGUGAGGGAGGUUUUCCAUAGGAUUGUACGUAGCCGAACCGAGGGUCUUGAUUGCUUGUCUCGCUAUCCUGAGUGAAGUCUCUAGUUGGGGGUUCCUUCAGCAUGGAAUCAAGAUGUUACCUUCCCUGUAUCUGGGUUCCAUCUAUCUGGGUUCCAUCGGUUGUGUUUGGUUGCUAGUCAGAGACUCACGAUCCUGAGUGAAAUCUCUAGUUGGGCGUUCCUUCAGAAUAUGAUCAAAUCGUCACCUUUCUUGUAUUUGGGUUUCAUGGGGUGUGUUUGGUUGCUAGGCGGAAAGGGAGGUGAUGGGAGAAGCGGCAAUGAAGACAAGUAUCAAGCAUCUCAGGCCCCAAAUAAGUUGAUCAGGUAUUUGGACAGCCAGCAACAAAGUCCUUUGCAUCACUAUUCCUUUGUCUCAAGGCCCACUAUCACACGUAGGCAGCCCUAACUGGUGAAACCUGUAUUCUCAUUUCUUUGUGAUUUAGAGCCUUGAUAGUGAAGUCUUCAUGGUUUCAAAAUCUUACAGUGCAACUCAAACCUGAAAUAUUCUGUCUUAUUAGUGUUUUCUCUGGUUGAGCUCUUUUUCCUGCGGAGAAAAACUAUGGUAGUUCUUUCAUUUGUACCUGUCUUGCUUAUCCAUCUAUUAUCUGUGGUUGCCUAGUGUCUUCAUUGCUCACCCCUGCCUGCUGAAACAUGUUUUGCAAAUUUUAUCCGAUAACAUUAUCAAUAUGAUAACGUUCUGGACAGCAUGUGAUUAUCAUCAGUUCCAACAUCUGUAGCUAUGGGCAGUUAAUAUACUCAUGAACUGAAGCUAAGGCGAUCUUUGUGGUUUUGAAAAGAUGUCUGGCAUUUGUCAGCUUGGACUUGUUUGCAAUAUGUCAUCCAUGAAAGGUGCAUUCGUAUGCACUCAGCGCUCCAAAUCACAUGUAUAAGUUUUUUAACGAUCCUUCACCACCCUCAAUACCCUACCAGUGGAAGCUACUUUUAUGGAAUUAAGAGAACAAUGCAACAAGAAUUACUGCAAGUUUGCUGGUCUUUUCAACAAGCACAAUCCUUCUUUCACCCAACCAACUUCUCUGCUUUGGCAGUUGGCUUUUUUUAGCACAAAUCAAUGUGUAAUCUGUUGCAAAUGAUGAUGUGCAUGGAUUGCUUGUGUCGCGAUGGUUGCAGAAAGAUGACACUUGCUACUCGAAAACUGUGUUGUUUAAUAAAUGAGCUGGCUCUAGCUGUGUCCAGCGACAAUGUGGUUCUCUGCAUUGAUAUCUGAUUAUAAAUUAUCACA